This is a messenger RNA of Leptosia nina, 1656 nucleotides long. Lineage: Eukaryota; Metazoa; Arthropoda; Insecta; Lepidoptera; Pieridae. The record is from the annotation of a GenBank genome assembly.
AUGGAGACCGCAGCAAUCGUGGCCCAGACCCUGACCGUCCAAAGAGCAUUGAGCGUCCUGGCUACUUCGCUGGCUCUCACCGCGUACCUAUUUCCAAGACAAGCGGACGUCUUCGAUAAAGAAGAGUUCGACUUCAUCAUAGUAGGCGCCGGCUCGGCCGGGUGCGUUUUAGCCGACCGUCUCACUGAGGAUGGACACUUUUCCGUACUUCUCCUGGAAGCGGGAGGCGAUCCGCCUUUAGAGUCAUUUAUUCCGGCUCUCUUUCCCUACUUACCAGGAACGCGCUAUGACUUCAAUUACACAUCGGAGAAUGACUUCUUCACGUAUCAAACGCAUAGAAUUCGAGCAGUAAAUUUGACGGCGGGUCACGUCCUCGGCGGUGGCAGCAGUGUCAACUUUAUGGCCUACGUCCGCGGCUGUCCCGACGAUUACGAUCACUGGGCACAAUACCUCGAGGAUGCCACCUGGAGUUGGGAUCACGUUUUGCCCUACUUUAUCAGGAGUGAAAAAUUGAACAGCCCGGAGAUCCUAUCGAGUGCAAAUAGAAAAUAUCAUGGGACCCGAGGUUUUCUCGGUGUCACUAGAGAGAAAAGGCCCGAGAUUUAUAGUGACGGGGUACGCCAGUCGACAGCGUAUACAAACUUGGCGAACAAACGCCGUCCUAACUUGUUCGUUAGAAAACAUACAUUGGGGACUAAAAUUUUAAUCGAUGAUAAUAAUGUAGCGACGGGAGUAGAGUUUGUGACUCAGGACAAGAAAAAAGUGCAGGCGUUUGCGACCCGUGAGGUGGUUCUCUCUGCUGGAACUUUUAACUCACCGCGUCUGCUAAUGCUGUCCGGCGUAGGACCGCGCCGGCAUCUGGAAGCCCUGCGUAUUCCGGUUAAGAAGAACUUACCCGUCGGGUAUAAUUUCCACGACCACACCAUGUCAAUUAUAUCGAUUAAAAUUGAAGAAUCUCACGCUCCCCCCCCAUCACCCGACCCGGACGCGCUUCCGUUUCCCUUAUUCACGGGCUACGUCGCUCUCAAUAAGUCCGAACGCUGUCCAGACUAUCAAGCGCUCACUUACGUAGUCCCGAACGACUCGACGGGUCCCCUUCAGAUAUGCGCAUUCAUCAUCGGCUUCGACGACAUCAUCUGUCAGAACCUCCUGCUCGCUGGAAAAGGGCGAAAAACUUUAUUCGUGAACCUAAACUACUUACGUCCGAGGUCGAGAGGAAGAGUCACGCUCCGAAGCGUCGAUCCGUACGACGCCGUCCGCGUCGAACCGCGAACGUUUUCCGACCUCAGGGACCUGGAUGAAAUGGCGAAGUCUAUUGCGGAUUACGCUAGAGUAGUAAACACGACUUACCUCAGAAGCGUCGACGCAGAGUUCGUGGACCUUCCGCAUCCGAUGUGCAGUCACGUGAAGUACGGGAGCGCGGACUAUUGGCGCUGCUUUGCGCUCAGCACGAUGUCGACUAUGUGGCACUACGUGGGCACCUGCGCCAUGGGCUCAGUGGUGGACAGCAGGCUGCGAGUUGUCGGCGUGGGGAAGCUGCGCGUGGUCGACGCCAGCGUCAUGCCGCGCAUCGUGCGAGGCAAUAUAAACGCUCCGGUCGUCAUGAUCGCCGAAAAGGCGGCGGACUUUAUUAGAACGGAACACGAAUUUCGCUAA